UUCCCUCAAAUCCCAAAUACAAACAAAGACCUUUACUCCUCAUGAAUGAUCUUCCUACAAUAAAUGGAAAUGAUGGGCUAACCGACACUACUGUUUUAGAAGACCUUUCACAGAUAAAAGAGAUCAUGAUAGUCAUGGGGACUUCUGGCUCUGGGAAGACAAGGACAUUAAUUGAAUUGUUAUGCAAGAAGUACGGAAUUUAUUUUACAGGUCUUGUAAAGGAGAAUCCGGGUUCGGGUGAUCUUCGUAUGAUGAUUGAUCAUAUAUUUCCAAGAUUAAAAGAAUCAUUACCUAAAAAUGAUCUUUAUGCUACGAGAUAUAGCAAAUGUUUAUUGUUUGCUCGAAUUUAUACUCUCAAUUAUAUAUUGGAAAAUUACGGAAAAAUAAAUCCUUGCAAUUGGGCUAUCUUACAGCUUUGUCCAACUGUUUUUUUUGAUUAUGAUAUUUUUGAGGAAAUAACCUCGGAAUUCAGAAAAAUCUCAGAACAAUAUUUGGAUGAUAAUCUUCGAAAAUUGAUUCGUAAUAUAUCGCUUC
Messenger RNA from Rhizophagus irregularis DAOM 181602=DAOM 197198, 534 nucleotides. The record is from RefSeq and is a predicted model, not a curated record. NCBI's taxonomy places the organism in Eukaryota, Fungi, Glomeromycota, Glomeromycetes, Glomerales, Glomeraceae.